AUGGAAAAUUCAAGAGAUCGUGCCACCGGAAAACGUGUAGAAGAUGAUGAUACGAAAAAUAUGGAAGUGGAUCAAAAAGAAGAAGACGACGAAGAACCGGCGUCUCCUCCAUCAAAGAAAAGAAAACUUUCUUUAAGAUCAUCCUCACGUAAACUUCGUAAAAGUCCUAGAUCACCUCGCCCAUCGACCACUUCUUCUGCAAAAUCACCUCGCUCAUCAACCGCUUCGGUAAAAUCUCCUCGUUCUAGAACCACUUCCCCUAAAAAAGGUACUUCAGGGGCAACCUGGACUCCUGAAGAAGAUAAAGUUUUGAUAGAAAGCAUCUUGGAAUUAUUACCUCCUAUUCCUUGGCCAACCAUUAUCGUCAAAUUACCCGAAAGGAAUACGAAAAGUUUACAAAAUCGCUGGCAAAGCUUGAAGAAAAGAUUACACGUUUAA
This is a messenger RNA of Funneliformis geosporum, 438 nucleotides long. The record is from the annotation of a GenBank genome assembly. NCBI's taxonomy places the organism in Eukaryota, Fungi, Glomeromycota, Glomeromycetes, Glomerales, Glomeraceae.